This is a messenger RNA of Staurois parvus, 1232 nucleotides long. NCBI's taxonomy places the organism in Eukaryota, Metazoa, Chordata, Amphibia, Anura, Ranidae. The record is from the annotation of a GenBank genome assembly.
UGAUGAACCAGUUUUUGGACAUUUUGGUCUUCAUGAAUACAGCUGAGUCACAUGGAAAAUAAAACACGUGGGUGUCUUAAUUGACUGAAAGUCUUUAUUGCAGUUCACUGGAGGAUUCACACACGGGAUACAAGUCAUAUCUGAGAAAAGUAAUUUCAGUGUUCUGGAAGUGACAAUGGCUUUACAAUAAAGUCCAACCCAAGUAUACAUAAGAGGAGUCAUUUCAAACUACUUCUUGUUUGUAGAUUUUACAAUGGAGAGAAAAUAUAUCACACACCAGAAGGUUCACAAUGGAGGGAAGCCAUAUCCUUGUUCUGAAUGUGACAAAACUUUUAUAAGAAAGAGUGAGCUUAUAGUACACCAAAGAGUUCACACUGGAGAGAAGCCAUAUCAGUGUUCUGAAUGUGAUAAAGCUUUUACAGAAGUCAUAUCUUAUCUGUCACCAGAGGAUUCACACUGGAGAGAAGCCAUAUCAGUGUGUUCUGAAUGUGAUAAAGCUUUUACACAGGAGUCACAUCUCCUUAGACACCAGAGGAUUCACAGUGGAGAGAAGCCAUAUCAGUGUUCUGAAUGUGAUAAAGCUUUUACACAGAAGUCAAGUCUUAUCACACACCAGAGGAUUCACACUGGAGAGAAGCCAUAUCAGUGUUCUGAAUGUGAUAAGGCUUUUACACAGAAGUCAAGUCUUAUCACACACCAGAUGAUUCACACACUGGAGAAAAGUCAUAUCAGUGUUCUGAAUGUGAUAAAGCUUUUACAGUGAAGUCAUGAAUCUGAUCACACACACACCAGAGGAUUCACACUGGAGAGAAGCCAUAUCAGUGUUCUGAAUGUGAUAAAGCUUUUACAGUGAAGUCAAAUCUUAUCAGACACCAGAAGAGUCACACUGGAGAGAAGUCAUAUCAGUGUUCUGAAUGUGAUAAAGCUUUUACAGUGAAGUCAAAUCUUAUCAGACACCAGAAGAGUCACACUGGAGAGAAGCCAUAUCAGUGUUCUGAAUGUGAUAAAGCUUUUACAGUGAAGUCAAAUCUUAUCAGACACACCAGAGGAUUCACACUGGAGAGAAGUCAUUUUAAUGCUCUCAAUGUGGCAAAAACUUUUACAGUUAAUGCCGGUCUAAUCUAUCACCGGAUGAUUCACAAAUUUCAGCAUUGAUUAAAUUCUGGAAGAAAAGAGAUAUUAAAGAAGUUUCAGGUGUCACAAGUUAGUUUCACAUCCCCAAGCUGCAGUGA